AUGGCAGCCCUGCUCCCUCCCCCUGGCGCCGAUGCGUUCCGCCUCUUUACCCGGCAAUCGCUGGCGGAGAUCGAGAGGCUCCAAGCGGAAAGGCGAAAGAAGGCAGCCCGUAUAGAAGGGCACGAUGAGGCCGAGGAAGAAGAAGAGGAGGUGACGGUCGCUAACGCUGACCUGGAAGCGGGCAAGAAUCUACCAUGGAUUUACGGAGAUCCUCCGGAAGGGAUGAUCAACACUCCACUGGAGGAUUUGGACCCCUUCUACAAGGGUCAGAAGACAUUCAUCGUGAUCAGCAAAGGCAACACGAUUUACAGGUUCAACGCAGAGCCGGCGUGCUACCUUCUUAGCCCGUUUAGCAUAGUGAGAAGAGGAGCCAUCAAAAUCCUUAUACAUUCAUAUCCUAACGACGCAAUUCAUUUCAAUAUGCUCGCCUGGCUAAUGUCACUUUUUUCCUUAACAUGGUGCCUUAAAUUAUUCAGCAUGUUCAUCAUGAUCACUAUUCUGUCCAAUUGCGUUUUCAUGACAAUGAGCAACCCGCCGGCGUGGAGUAAAAAUGUCGAGUACGCUUUUACAGGGAUUUACACAUUUGAAGCCACUGUCAAAGUAUUGUCAAGAGGCUUCUGUAUCGGCUCAUUUACAUUCCUUCGAGACCCGUGGAACUGGCUGGAUUUCAUGGUGAUCAGCAUGGCAUACAUCACUGAAUUUGUCGACCUUGGUAACGUAUCCGCCCUCAGGACCUUCCGUGUACUUCGAGCCUUGAAGACCAUCACUGUGAUUCCUGGUCUUAAAACCAUCGUGGGUGCUCUGAUCCAGUCGGUAAAGAAAAUGGGGGACGUGAUGGUCUUGACGGUCUUCGCUCUUGCUGUAUUCGCCCUGGUCGGACUGCAACUUUUCAUGGGCAACCUGAGGCACAAGUGCAUACGCUGGCCAAUUCACGGCAACGACACGGUCGAGUGGUUCAACGUCACUGAUGCGGCGCUGCCGUACAAUCUAACGUUUGGCGUCAACGGUAGCGAUUAUUCCAACAGCACCUUUGACUUCGCAGAGUACACCGAAAACUCUGAUAAUUACUACUUUUUGGAAGGCAGCAAAGAUCCCCUUGUAUGUGGGAACAGUUCUGAUGCUGGUGUCUGCCCUGAAGGCUUCAUGUGCAUGAAGGCCGGCGGGAACCCAAAUUACGGUUACACCAGCUUUGACUCGUUCGGCUGGGCUUUCCUGGCGCUCUUCAGACUCAUGACCCAGGACUACUGGGAAAACCUCUUCCAGCUGAUCCUGCGGGCGGCGGGGAAAACGUACAUGCUUUUCUUUGUGGUGGUGAUCUUCUUGGGCUCCUUCUACCUCAUCAACCUCAUCCUGGCGGUGGUGGCCAUGGCGUACGAUGAGCAGAACCAGGCCACGCAGCGUGAGGCUAAGGAGAAGGAGGAGGAGUUCCAGCGCAUUCUCGAGCAGCUCAAGAAUCAGGAACAGGCUCAACUGACUGGUAGUGGCGAUUCUCUGAACAACGACAAGGCACAGAGUCAUCGCUCUGCUUCUGAGCUGAGCCUGGAGCGCGACGAAGACAUCAAGGAUUGUAACGGCAGAAUGGUACCAACCCUCCUGGUGCGAUCGCCUACCUUUAACGAGGUCAAGUUGGAGGACGCUCAAAGGCCUUGUCCGCCGGGCUGGUACAAGUUUGCCAACGUUUUCCUGAAGUGGAACUGCUGCGAGCCGUGGAUGUUCCUUAAAAAGUGGUUGUAUGUCAUCGUGAUGGACCCCUUUUUUGACCUGGCCAUCACCAUUUGCAUUGUGCUCAACACGCUCUUCAUGGCCAUGGAACACUACCCCAUGACUGAAGAGUUUGACCACAUGCUCUCUGUGGGCAACCUGGUUUUCACUGGGAUCUUCACAGCGGAGAUGGUCUUAAAGCUCAUCGCUAUGGAUCCCUAUUACUACUUCCAAGUGGGAUGGAACAUUUUUGACAGCAUUAUUGUGACGCUCAGCUUGGCGGAAUUGGGUCUGGCGAAUGUCCAGGGGCUCUCGGUGCUGCGUUCCUUCCGUCUGCUUCGUGUCUUCAAGCUGGCAAAGUCCUGGCCCACGCUCAACAUGCUGAUUAAAAUCAUCGGGAAUUCUGUGGGCGCUUUGGGCAACCUGACGCUGGUGCUGGCCAUCAUCGUCUUCAUCUUCGCCGUGGUGGGCAUGCAGCUAUUUGGCAAAAACUACAAGGACUGCGUGUGCAAGAUCAAUGACGACUGCGAGCUGCCGCGCUGGCACAUGAACGACUUUUUCCAUUCUUUCCUCAUUGUCUUCCGAAUCUUGUGCGGCGAAUGGAUCGAGACCAUGUGGGACUGCAUGGAGGUGUCCGGCGCUGCGAUGUGCCUGAUCGUAUUCAUGAUGGUCAUGGUCAUUGGAAAUCUCGUGGUCCUGAACCUCUUCCUGGCACUGCUACUCAGCUCGUUCAGCGGUGACAACCUGUCGACAGCCGAUGACGACGGCGAGCUGAACAACCUCCAGAUCGCCGUCGGCAGGAUAACGCGAGGCAUCGACUGGCUAAAGGCGGCCGCCGUCGAUAUACCUCGAAGGAUCCUGGACAAAAAAAUCAAGGCGACUGAGGACGCCAAUGCCGAAGCGGUGGAGAUGAACGAUUUGGAUGCCAAAAUGGCAGACGGGAUCUCAAACUGUUUGGCGGGACGAACAUCUGGCACCGUUUUGGAUGGAGCGCUCGCUCUCAGUGUGCCCAUUGCGCAGGGAGAGUCAGACUAUGAAAACCUGGAGGACGACGACUACGACUCGAAUAUCUCCACGUGUGGAGAUAGCCCACACGAUGGCGAAAGCCUAGAAGAUGAGCUAGGUCAUUUGAAAGACGUUAAACUCAUGGGCGUAGUAGCGAGCGGUGACAACGACCCUUCGCUGUGCAGCACAGCGGACUAUCAGCCGCCUGAGCCUGAACCGGUUGAAGAGGAGGAGGAAGAGCCGGAGCCAGUUGAGCCAGAAGCCUGUUUCACUGAAAACUGCGUCAGGCGCUGGCCCUGCCUCACAGUGGACGUCAGCACAGUCGGAGGAAAGAGAUGGUGGAAGCUGCGGAAGACCUGCUUUGCUAUCGUAGAACACGACUGGUUUGAAACCUUCAUCAUCUUCAUGAUCCUGCUAAGCAGUGGCGCUCUGGCUUUUGAAGACGUCUACCUCGAGCGGCGUCGAAUAAUCAAAAUUAUCCUGGAGUAUGCCGAUAAAGUUUUCACCUUCGUCUUUGUCAUGGAGAUGAUCCUGAAAUGGACAGCGUACGGCUUCAAGACGUACUUCACUAAUGCCUGGUGCUGGUUGGACUUUUUCAUCGUCGAUAUCUCUUUGAUCAGUUUGGUGGCUAACUGGUUGGGUUUCUCUGAGCUGGGUCCCAUCAAAUCCCUCCGAACUCUGAGGGCGUUGAGGCCUCUGCGCGCCCUGUCCAGAUUUGAAGGCAUGAGGGUGGUGGUCAACGCGCUAGUGGGCGCCAUCCCGUCCAUUUUCAACGUGCUGCUGGUGUGCCUCAUCUUCUGGCUUAUCUUCAGCAUCAUGGGCGUCACCAUGUUCGCCGGCAAGUUUUACCGCUGCAUCAACACCACUACCGGGGAGCUCUUUCCUGCCGCUGAAAUCAACAACCGCAGCGAGUGCCUGGCACUGCAGGAGGACACCGGGGAGGCCCGCUGGGUCAAUGUCAAGGUCAACUACGACAAUGUGGGGCAGGGCUACUUGUCGCUGCUUCAAGUGGCAACUUUUAAAGGUUGGAUGGACAUCAUGUAUGCUGCUGUCGACUCGAGAGAGGUGGAAGAGCAGCCGUCCUAUGAGAUCAACCUGUAUAUGUACAUCUACUUUGUCAUCUUCAUUAUUUUCGGCUCCUUCUUCACGCUCAACCUCUUCAUUGGUGUAAUCAUUGACAACUUCAAUCAGCAAAAGAAAAAGUUUGGAGACAAGGACAUCUUCAUGACAGAGGAGCAGAAGAAGUACUACGAAGCCAUGAAAAAGCUCGGUUCCAAGAAGCCACAGAAGCCAAUUCCACGUCCCACUAAUUUCCUCCAAGGACUCGUGUUUGACCUCAUCAGUCAGCAGUUCUUUGACAUCUUCAUCAUGGUGCUCAUCUGCCUCAACAUGGUGACCAUGAUGGUGGAGACGGACAACCAGAGCGCCGAAAAGGAGGACUUCCUUUUCAAAGUCAAUCUGGCCUUCAUUGCGGUUUUCACCACUGAGUGCUUGCUGAAGCUCUUUGCUCUGCGGCAGUACUUUUUCACCAAUGGCUGGAACAUAUUCGACUUCAUCGUCGUUAUCCUCUCUAUCGCCGGCACAAUGCUGUCUGACGUGAUUGAGAAGUACUUUGUGUCACCGACCCUCUUCCGCGUGAUCCGUCUGGCCAGGAUCGGUCGCAUCCUGCGUCUAAUCAAAGGCGCCAAAGGGAUCCGGACGCUCCUCUUCGCCCUGAUGAUGUCGCUUCCCGCCCUCUUCAACAUCGGUUUGCUACUCUUCCUCAUCAUGUUCAUCUUCUCCAUUUUCGGCAUGUCCAACUUCGCCUACGUCAAAAAAGAGGCGGGCAUUGAUGACAUCUUCAAUUUCGAGACCUUUGGCGGGAGCAUCAUUUGCCUAUUCCAGAUCACGACGUCAGCCGGCUGGGACGGGCUCCUACUUCCGAUGCUCAACAGGGAGCCCCCUGACUGCGACCCUGAUUUUGAGAACCCCGGUACAGAUGUAAGAGGCAACUGCGGCAGCCCGGGCAUGGGCAUGAUGUUCUUUUCCAGCUACAUCAUCAUCUCCUUCCUGGUUGUGGUCAACAUGUACAUCGCCAUCAUUUUGGAGAACUUCAACGUGGCGCAGGAGGAGAGCGGCGAUGCGCUGUGCGAGGAGGAUUUCGAGAUGUUCAAUGAAACGUGGGAGAAGUUUGACAAGGACGGAACCAUGUUCAUUGAGUACGCCCGCCUCUCAGAUUUUUGCGACGCACUACAGGAACCACUGAAGGUCGCCAAGCCCAACCGCCUUCGCUUGAUUCAAAUGGACCUCCCGCUGGUCAUAGGCGAUCGCAUCCACUGCUUGGACGUCUUAAUGGCCGUCACGGAGAUGGUCCUGGGUGACACUUUGGAAAUGGCGGCUAUGCGGGAGAGCAUCAAGACCAAGUUUCUUCAGAGCAACCCAACCUCGGACUCUUUCACACCUAUCACCACUACUGUACGCCACAAAGAGGAGGAGUGGGCUGCCACUGUCAUCCAGCGGGCUUACCGGUGCCACCUGCUGCGACGCGGGCUCCGCCAUGCCGCCUUCAUCCACCGGGCCAAAAGCGGGGUGGCGCAGGAUCAAGACACAACAGAAAGGGAGGGACUCAUUGCACGCAAAAUGGAAGAUCUAUAUGGAAGCUACCCAUACCUGGCCAAGGGCAAAACAUCGAAGAAUCCAGCUGCACUGGGAAUACAACUUGGUCCUGGCACUUCUGGGUCAGGUGUCAUACCACUACCUGUGGAAAUCACUAAUGAGGUUGUACUUCAUUCUGCGCCUGAGCCGGACCGAGGCUUCGGCAGUCUCCAGAAAAACCUCAGAGAGUCGCUUGUAUAG
This is a messenger RNA of Nerophis lumbriciformis (worm pipefish), 5541 nucleotides long. Lineage: Eukaryota; Metazoa; Chordata; Actinopteri; Syngnathiformes; Syngnathidae. The record is from RefSeq and is a predicted model, not a curated record.